CUAGACUAUUAUAUUUUUCAAUGGGAACACCAAAAGUGAUUUGUAUGGUAUUGUUAGCCGUUGUUGCAGCCAGCAACAUAGCGGAGGCAACAUGGUGUGUGGUGAGGAGUGGGGCCAGUGCUGGAGCACUGCAAGCAGGUUUGAACUGGGCAUGUAGCCAUGGAGCAGAUUGUGGUCCUAUUCGGCCUGGUGGCUCUUGCUUCAAUCCAAACACCAUUCAAAAUCAUGCCUCCUAUGCCUAUGACAGCUACUAUCAGCGCAAUGGCAAAGCCCCUAGCGCUUGUAAUUUUGGCGGCACGGCCACCAUUGCCGUAUCCGAUCCCAGUUUUGGAGGCUGCAGAUACCCACCAAUUGAAAGUGUUGGAAGAGCAGAAGAUGCAACAACGACGAAGUCUUUUACCGAAGACUCUACAAAUUAGGCCCAACCCAAAUAUUAUUGGGUUGAAAGAGUCAAUGACUGAAGCCCAUUUAACGUUAGACAAAGACGAAAGAGUUUGGUUACUCUAUUCAUGUACUCUCUAUAAUAAAGGUGUGGAGAAUUUGUUGGCCUCCACCAAAGCUGUACCAAAAUUCCAAAACUGGUUUUUUUUUUUU
Molecule: messenger RNA, 594 nt
Organism: Arachis duranensis
Lineage: Eukaryota; Viridiplantae; Streptophyta; Magnoliopsida; Fabales; Fabaceae
Product: PLASMODESMATA CALLOSE-BINDING PROTEIN 3-like
Exons: 3
Coding region: 21-419 (132 amino acids)
Source: RefSeq, a predicted model, not a curated record